Molecule: messenger RNA, 1755 nt
Organism: Balaenoptera acutorostrata (minke whale)
Lineage: Eukaryota; Metazoa; Chordata; Mammalia; Artiodactyla; Balaenopteridae
Gene: NT5C3A
Product: 5'-nucleotidase, cytosolic IIIA
Exons: 11
Coding region: 250-1143 (297 amino acids)
Cellular component (GO): cytoplasm
Molecular function (GO): magnesium ion binding; 5'-nucleotidase activity
Source: RefSeq, a predicted model, not a curated record
ACCGAUCCGCGGUGGCGAGGGUAGGCGCGGUAGCGAGCGCCAGCGUGUGCGCCGUCGUGGCGGGGGCGGUGCUGGCCCAGUACAUUUUCACCUUGAAGAGAAAGACGGGCCGGAAGACCAAGAUCAUCGAGAUGCCUAUAUCCAAGCCCUGCAUCUCUGGAUACUGCUUACUAUCUAUGCUGUUGUUCUAGGACAUAUUCAAGGACAGAGGAACUCAGAGUACUCUAAGGAAGAUUGGAUAACCAAGAAAUGCCUAAUCAAGAUUCUGCUGUACAUGUGAAAAUGAUGCCAGAAUUCCAGAAAAAUUCAGUUCACAUCAAGAACCCUACAAGAGUAGAAGAAAUUAUCUGUGGUCUUAUCAAAGGAGGAGCUGCCAAACUUCAGAUAAUAACAGACUUUGAUAUGACACUGAGUCGAUUUUCCCACAGAGGGAAAAGAUGCCCAUCAUGUCAUAAUGUCAUUGACAACUGUAAGCUAAUUACAGAUGAAUGUCGAGAAAAGUUACUGCAACUAAAGGAAAAAUAUUAUGCUAUUGAAAUUGAUCCUGUUCUUACUGUAGAAGAGAAGUACCCUUAUAUAGUAGAGUGGUAUACUAAAUCACAUGGUUUGCUUGUUGAACAGGCUUUACCAAAAGCCAAACUUAAAGAAAUUGUGGAAGAAUCUGACAUUAUGCUCAAGGACGGAUAUGAGAAUUUCUUUGAUAAGCUGCAACAAUACAGUAUUCCUGUGUUCAUAUUCUCAGCUGGUAUCGGUGAUAUACUAGAGGAGGUUAUCCGUCAAGCUGGUGUUUAUUAUCCAAAUGUCAAAGUAGUGUCCAACUUCAUGGAUUUUGAUGACAAUGGGCUGCUCAGAGGAUUUAAAGGAGAACUAAUUCAUGUGUUUAACAAAGAUGAUGGAUCCUUGAAGAAUACGGAAUAUUUCAAUCAACUAAAAAACAAUAGCAACAUAAUUCUGCUGGGAGACUCCCAAGGGGACUUAAAAAUGGCAGAUGGAGUAGCCAACGUUGAACACAUUCUGAAAAUUGGAUAUCUAAAUGAUAGAGUGGAUGAGCUUUUAGAAAAGUACAUGGACUCUUAUGAUAUUGUUCUAGUAAAAGAUGAAUCAUUGGAUGUAGCCAACUCUAUCUUACAGAAGAUUCUAUAAACAAGCAUUCUUCAAGAAGACCUCUCACCUGUGGGUGCAAUUGAUGCAAGAGCUGCUCAUCUGUUCAUCUUGUUAAAAGAUUUUAUUUAUAAUAUAUUCUUGAUCUUGAAGUUUUUCCUCUAUAUUGCUGAAGUAUUUUCAGAUUUAUUGAAUCCAUCAAGUGGAAGGUCCUUUUUCUCCAUCUCUCUCAACACACUCCUCACUAUAUUUUUUAACAGAUUAAAAAAAAACUUAGAGCAAAAAUUUGAAGAAUAACUCCCUACAUUUCCAUAGUGAAUUUUGUAGCUUAAUGUUAUUAUGACAUUUUUGAGAAGUCUUUUUACAUUGGGAAAGUUUGUAGAUGUUUAAAAAGUUUUAUGAAAUGGUGAAAUAAUGUGCAUGAUUUUAAGUGUUGUCAUUUUUAUAAUUUGGGUGAAUUAUGCUGAUGGAUUAACCAUCUCCUAAAAUUGUGUUAUGUAUGGUUAUUUUGUUUGGUGAAAAUCGAUAUUUACCAAAAAACAUUGGCACUUGAUGUUUGAAAAAAAAUCUAUUGGUAUCUACAUGCCACUAAUCAUUACAGAAUGUUCUAUAUUGAAGCACUGAUGAUAAAAAUGAAAUGAAAAGCCUUUUUAA